CUUCGUUCGCGCUGUCAUCAGCUGCUCGCGGAUUGUUUACCACCCGGGGGGAGAAGCACGUGGUCCCAGCCGAUCUCACGCACACACUGCGACUUGUGUAAAAACGAGGGGCCGAUGACAGUUCUCGCUGUCACAACAAACCGCGCACACAAACUGUCAUCCGGUUGGGGCCAAUUUUCACCCACCAUCCGUUCGUUCGUUCAUGUAAUCACUGCACCGGUUCUGGCCAGCGAAAGGAUUAAUCGACAGUCGAUUGAUUGUGCACGGUUCGGUAAGUUGGCAACAGACAAACGCGCGGUUACGAUGCAUCAUCUACGUGCCGCUCUGGGCAAGCAACAACAGCUGCUGCUUGGCGCCCUAACCGUCAGCCGGCGCCGACUGUUUCUACAAGUGACUAGCGAGCAACGUGCACGAGGUCGAGUCGUCGUUGGCGCCACUCUGCAUCAUCCAAGUAGACCCGGCGGUGUUUCGAGCCGUCUGCUGUCACACUCGGUACGACUGUGCCAAGCGGCACCCUCGGCAAAGCAAGCGACGACCAGCACCAGAACCGAGGCUCCCACCAAGAAAACAGAAACGGGAUCAGCAGCCACACCGGAUGUCACCCGACUACUAGAGGAACUGCGAUCGGAUGCGAUCGUUUAUCGGCGUGUGCAGCUGGAGAAACUCAAGCAGAUCCUUGCCCGACCACUCGAGAUUCCUCGCGAUGCGUUCGAGUUUCUGAUCCGUUGCUGUGGCAACCUGCUGUGCUCAGAAACGAUCGAAACGAGGAUGCGUUUGUGCGAACAGUUCUGGUUCUAUCUCGGACCCGAACCACAGCCCCAGCACUGGAAGGCGUUGCUGCAGGUGUACCGUGAGAACGAACACUCGAUUACGGAUGUACCGGCGCUGCUGGAGAGUAUGGGAGCGAUCGAGAAGGAUGCCGAGCUGUACCGGGCCCUGUUUGCGGCUCUGGCCGAGCAGGGUGAUCUACCGGAGAUGAAGCUCGUUCGGGAUAUGAUGCUGAAGCUGGAAAUGCCACUCACCGUGGAGGUGCUGAAUGUGAUGAUACGAGGAAACGGUCGUGCCGGCGAUCUGGACGGUGUACAGAUGGUCCUGGAGACGAUGAGCGCUGGCAAUGUGUCGGCCAGCGGGGAGACGUACGGUGAGCUGAUGAUCGCGUUUCUCCGCGAUGGUAUGACCGAUCGCGUGCUGAAGCUGGUGCGUGAAAAAGGUUCCCAGUUGAAGGAAGACCAUGUGCUGGAACUACUGGAACUGGCGGUGGACAAAUCCAAGACACCCGAGCUGGUCCGUGCACUGCUGAAGCUACUGCCCGAGGAGAUGAUCCAAGAUGGACGGAUACAUCCGGUACUACGCAACACGCUUAGCGGACUCAUCCGGCAUGGCCGCCACGAUGGUAUGCUACUGUUGCUAGGUGAGCUUCCGGUGCCACAAUUCCGCGCAAACGAAAACACCGACGGUUACGGUACGUUUCUGAUGGUCGAAAUGCUACGCCAUGGGGCACCAUUCGAGCAGCUAGACAAACUCCUCGCCAUGCUAAUUCGCACCGAGCGCAAUCUGCGUGCCUACCAUGUGGCCUGUGAAUGUGCGGCCAAAGCAAACCACCGGUACUUUGAGCGAUUACUCACUGCACUGGCUCCACUGGAAGCGCUCCGACCGCACUACUUCUGGCCACUGUUCCUACAACGCUUCAAGACGGACAGUGAGGCGGGUGUGCUGGCCGUGCUGAAGCUGAUGCAGAAACUUAAUGUCGAACCAGACCAGGAAACGAUCGUAACGUACGUGCUACCGAAGCUUUCCCUUACGCUCAAGGAUGCCCGAGCCGGUUUGAAAAUCCUGGAAGAUCGUGGCGUACGGAUGGCCGCCCUGAUGACGCCCUACAUCUCCCAUCUGCUGUAUCAGAACCGGUUCACCGAUGUGCUCGACAUCGUGCGCCGCUAUCCGACCAAGCUUGACACGGAACAGCUACUGUGGCCGUUGAUACUGCAGGCCAACAUUAAUCGCACCUCAGCCCACCAGCGAACACUCUGUGAGGUGUUGUGUGCACUAGCGGAUCGUUCGACCGAUCCUAAACACGAUCUCGGCGGUCAGCUACUGCUGGAAGUGAUCUCGAGCAAAAAAUCGAAACACGACGCCACAAGUCUACAAUCGCUUUUGCGAGAGUACGAAAAGUACGAGCUUCGCAUCUCCCGGAUGGCGGCUGGGGUGCUGAAGAACCAUUUUGCCCGGACAACCGGAACCGAUGGACAAGAAUCAAUCGAUGGUUUGCUGCGCAAACUAACCGACGAUCAGCUGACGAUCCAUUCGAAGGAACUCUUCGAGACAAUCACGGUGCACCCGCGAGACAUGAGCUACGAUGAGCUUGAGUGUCAUCUGGUGGAGCUGGAGCAAAAGAAGCUCAACACACGUGGCGUCCUGCGCCGGUUGUUGCUGCUUUGUGUUCGCGAGAAUCGGCUCGAUCGUGCGCUCGAGCUGAAGCGUCGCUGUGAUGUGGCCAAGGUAGAGCAAAGUUCCGGCAUGCUGGCCGCACUGGUCGAGCUGUACACGAAGUGCGGCAAACCGGAAGAGGCAGGCCGUACGCUCGAACAGUUACGCCGCCAAUUCCCUGGCUUUACUAUCGACGAACACAAGGUGAUCGAUUAUGCCGCUCUGCUCAUAUCGCGGGGACAACUCGACGGUGCACGGAAGGUGCUCCGUGAACGGGCGACCACCGGCGGCAAGGUACGCACGGCCGAAGGAGCGACAGCCAGCAAAAACAUCUGGCAGUUGCUCACCAACACGGCUCAGUAUGCUGCUGGCUCCAGCGCAAAGGCCGAAUCACCAAACACUACACGCCAGAUGCUCGAUUUUCUCGUCGAACUCGACUACUGCACCUACGACAAUGUGCUGCUGGGGCCCGUGCUGCGCGAAUACCUACUAGCCGGUCAUCACCGACAGGCGAUCGAAGAGUUUAAGCGGAUCGCAAUCGAAAAGCGACGUACACCGUUACAACUGGAGAUCCUGACGCUUCUGGUAGGCUUUACGAAUGGUACGGGUGACUCCGCAUCCACCAUUUCCGUCGAUGAAGCGAAAACCUUGCUCAGCGAAAUGCUCCAAACGGUCACACAAAUCCACGGGCCGGUCAAUACGAACAACACGCUCAUCGUUGCGCUGGCCGAUGCCGGUACGGAGGCGCAACUUCGCAGAAUGCUCAUCAAUCCCGAGGUGCGCAUCAACCACUCGUACAUCCUGACGCAGUGCGAGUUCCUGAUGGCCAGUGGAAAGGUCGACGUGGUACUACGGUUGGCCAAAUGCAGUAAGGGCUUGGCGAACGUGCGGGAACAGGAUUUCCUGCAGCUCAUCCUUGGCCACUACGUGCGGGAGAACAACUGCGAAGCUGCUGUCCAACUGUUCCAGCGGCUGGUCAACGAUGAGGACGAACUGAAGGUGACCACCGACUUCGCCCGCAAAUUGUCCGAUCUGCUCGAAGUCAACAAUUACGAGGUGCCGGAUGGUUUGAAGCUGUACCUGAAAUGAUCCAUCAACGUGGUCCGCAGCCGUGGCAGCCGGUCAUGCUGGUCCAAUUGUAAAUAGUCAGAAGUCAACGCAAACGCCUAAAGUCAAUAAAACCAAUGUAAUAUGUUAUC
Anopheles darlingi is the source of this 3623-nucleotide messenger RNA. RefSeq names its product leucine-rich PPR motif-containing protein, mitochondrial (gene Lrpprc2). The record is from RefSeq and is a predicted model, not a curated record. Bases 115 to 3513 code for a protein of 1132 amino acids. The transcript has a single exon. Gene Ontology annotation, molecular function: protein binding. NCBI's taxonomy places the organism in Eukaryota, Metazoa, Arthropoda, Insecta, Diptera, Culicidae.